Dermatophagoides pteronyssinus (European house dust mite) is the source of this 2197-nucleotide messenger RNA. RefSeq lists its product as uncharacterized. NCBI's taxonomy places the organism in Eukaryota, Metazoa, Arthropoda, Arachnida, Sarcoptiformes, Pyroglyphidae. Gene Ontology annotation, molecular function: protein binding. The record is from RefSeq and is a predicted model, not a curated record.
AUCAUCCAUCACAUCAUUAUGUUUCACGUAAAAAAUUAUCAUUAAAUUCUUCAUCAACAACAGCAACAACGAAUUCAUCAUCUAAUCAUCAUUCACCAAGACGAUCAUUUUCAGAAUUAAAUAAAGAUAACAAGAAUAAUCAUCAUACCGGUAGUAUAAGAAUUUUACCAAAUAUUUCAUUUAAUAAUAAUGAAAUUGGUCAUCAUCAUCAUCAUAAUGGUGGUGAAUUUUACGAACAAAAAAGUGAUCAACAACAACAACCGAUUGAUGAAAAAUUCAUGAUAACAUCAAGAUCAUCGAAUGAUUGUGAUUCAAUAAGGAAACAAAGUAAAAAAUCUAGCCUAGAUAAUCGAUCCAAAGUGACAAUAUUAUCAUCAUCAUCAUCAGGAUCAAAUAAAACUGCCAAUCUGGCAUCAUCGAUUAAUAAUCAAUCAAUAUUGUCAGCAAAAAAUAAUGAUGAUCAUCAUCAUAAUCAUCGUUUAUCGUUAACUAACACUGCUAAUAAUAAUAUCUGUGAGCCAAAUGUCCAAGUUUCAUUAAAUAAUAAACAGCAAAGUAAUCGAAAAACAUUGAUGACUUCUGCUGCUGCUUCCUCGGCUGUUAAUAUCGUUGAAAAUGUCGAUAAUUUUUCAACGAAAGAUCAAACAAAAUGCCAACAACAGGAAAACAACAAAUUGGCCAAAAAUAAUAAUGAUAAUAAUCAGCAACAGCAGCAGCAGCAGCCAAUCAUCAUAUUGGAUGAUGAAAAUAAUAAUGAUAAUGAUGAUAAUCAUAGUGAUAUUUUGUUACAUGAUACAUUGGAUAAUGGCAAACUAUUAUCAUCAUCAUCAUCAACAACUGAAAGUGCAAAAACAUCUAUGUCUAACGCAACAACAACAACAACAACUGUGGUCGAUGAUUCAAAAGAUAAAUCAUCUAUAAAUAAUAAUGAUGGUAACGAUGAUGAUGAAUGUAUUGAAUCAAAAUCUUCAGAUGAUGAUAAUAAUACAAGUGAUAAUAAAAUGAUUAUGGCAAAUGGUCGUAUCAACAGCAACAAUAUGAUAACAACAAAAUUAUCAACCAGCAAUGAUAAUCAUCGAAAUUUGAAUGAUUCAGCAACGGAUGAAUCGGAUAAAACGGAAUCGGAAUCGGAUGAAUCAACAACAUUGAUGACUAAUCAACGUUGUGAUUGGUUACAGCAACAACAACAACAAAAACAGACGGAUAUAAAUAAUGAAAUAACAAAAAGUGAUAUGUCAUUAGCAUCAUCCACAUCCACAUCCACAUCCACAUCAACAACAACAAUAACAUCUCGUUCACCAAAACAUUUAUUACCGAAAAAAGAAGCAUUAAUAUUAACUUGUUCAAAUGUAACAUCAACUUCGGUUCGAUUAAAAUGGCAUUUUAAUAAUUUAAAUGAACAACAACAAGGUAGUAGUGAACAACAAACUAAACGAAAUUAUAUAGUCGAUAUGUUAUUGAUGAAUAAUCAAUCAUCAUCAUCAUCAUCAUCAUCAUCAACGAAUGAUGAUACAACAACAACAACAACCAAUUCAACAACAAGAAUGGUACAUCAAGGUCCAAAUCAAAGCUAUAAAGUAACACAUUUACAAUCACAACAACAAUAUACAUUCCGUGUUAGAACAUCAACUGAAACCUGUUGGUUAGUAUCAAAUUGUUUAACAAUUAUAACACCAGAAUCGACACCAUCAUUUAAUAAUAGACAUAAUAAUCGUAAUCGAAAUAAUAAUAGUAGUAAACAAUUACAUCAUCCUCAUAAUAAUCAGUCAUCAUCAUUAUCAUCAUCAUCAUCAUCGACAACAGCAGCGUUCACAUCAUUAUCACCAUCAUCAUCAAAUCAACAGCAACAACAACUUGUUUAUCAACAAAAUCAAUUGAUCAAUUUACAUCAUCAUGAUUCGAAACAUCAUCAACAUAUGAAUAAAUCACAAUUAAUAACAACGGCAUCCGAUUUAUUAUUAAAUCCAACAAAUAUUUUAUUAUCAGCCGAUCAAGGAUAUGCUAUAUUAUUAGUUGUUGUAUUUACAAUUAUAUCAUUGAUUGUUGCCGUAUUGAUUAAUCAUUUAUUGGGUAAUCAUUGGUAGUAAAAGUAAAGCGAAAAGCAUAAGAAAAACAUGGUUCCUUUUCAAACUUUUUUAUUCGACUGAAUAAUUGGCCAUUCUCAUGGUAAUUCAACUGAUUUUUCCAGCAAACACAG